This is a messenger RNA of Parastagonospora nodorum SN15, 719 nucleotides long. RefSeq lists its product as hypothetical. Gene Ontology annotation, molecular function: structural constituent of ribosome. The record is from RefSeq and is a predicted model, not a curated record. NCBI's taxonomy places the organism in Eukaryota, Fungi, Ascomycota, Dothideomycetes, Pleosporales, Phaeosphaeriaceae. Gene Ontology annotation, biological process: translation. The coding region runs from base 282 to 422 and encodes 46 amino acids. Gene Ontology annotation, cellular component: small ribosomal subunit; ribosome. The transcript has 3 exons.
CUCGCACUCGGGCCCACUCCCCGCGUCGCGCGCGCCCAAAUGCACAUUAAUACAAGUCCUGCGACAAGGCCGGAUAUCGCAAGGCGCGCGAAAACUGCGGUCGCCGCAAUUGAAGAACAGGCCGGAGCUCAAGGGCGUGUGUUUGAAGGUCGGCACGACGAAGCCCAAGAAGCCCUAAUUCGGGCGAGAGGAAGAUUGCGAGGGUGAGGUUGAGUACGGGGAAGGUUAUUACUGCGUAUAUCCCGGGUGAAGGUCAUAAUGUGCAGCAGCAUUCGGUCGUUAUGGUGAGGGGUGGACGCGCGCAGGAUUGUCCGGGUGUGAAGUACCAUUUGGUACGGGGAGCGCUGGAUUUGGGAGGUGUCGGUAACCGCAUCACUUCGAGAUCGAAGUACGGCACGAAGAAGCCUAAGACGGCCGCAUAAGGGAUUAUCACAUGUGGGAAUAGAUGUGUACGAAUAUUAUCGGCAUAAAUGGGCGUUUGAAUUUCUGGUAUGAUCAUCGAUCAAUACAUGAAAAGAUGUACCGAUCGCAUCAAGUUACUCGAUGAUUGAUUCGACCGCCGGAGUUGCUGUGGAAAAGAGUCAUAACUAUCUUCAGAUUUGUUCGUCAGAUUUCCCUGCAGACGUGUGGACAAUGAUAUAGGGUAGCUCUAGUUCGUCCCACGUCUGAGACGUGUGCUGAAUUAGUCUCACAUACAAAUCUUAGGACACUACGAGCUG